This is a messenger RNA of Empidonax traillii (willow flycatcher), 1472 nucleotides long. Its product is annotated as rhotekin-like. The transcript has 7 exons. Lineage: Eukaryota; Metazoa; Chordata; Aves; Passeriformes; Tyrannidae. Gene Ontology annotation, biological process: actomyosin contractile ring assembly; septin ring organization; mitotic cytokinesis. The record is from RefSeq and is a predicted model, not a curated record. The annotation marks the transcript as partial. Gene Ontology annotation, cellular component: actomyosin contractile ring.
CCCCCUGAUCCCCCGUUGCUGUGGCAGGAGCCGGAGCUGCAGCGGGCACUGGAGCGGGCACUGCGGGUGCGGGAGGGGGCCCGCAGGCUCCUCCCCGCCUGCAGCCGCCCCGAGCAGGCCCUGGAGACCACCAAGACCCUCGUGCUGUGCGACGCCAGGGUGGUGGCGGCGGGGGGGGAGCUGCAGCGACGCCAGGAGGCCCGGCUGAGGGGGGCCCGACGCCCCUUGGACGCUGGACCCGGGGCCGAGCGGGUGCCGUGCAGGGGCACUGUCUGCAUCUCAGACCUGCGUAUCCCGCUGAUGUGGAAGGACACCGAGUACUUCAGGAACAAGGGGGAGCUGCACCGCUGUGCCGUGUUCCUGCUGCUGCAGGUGGGGGCCGAGAUCCACGACACCCCCACGGUGCUGGUGGACAGGACCCUCACCGACAUCUGCUUCGAGGGAGCCGUGCUCUUGGACUGUGGGGUCCAAACGCUCUGCCCACCCCAGGACACGCGGGUGCGGGCGGAGCCGGGGGGGCGCGGGAAGCCCCCCGUGGUGUCCGUCACCAACCGGCUGGGUGGGGAGGAGGUGACCCACGCCCUGGUGGCCGAGAGCACGGCCGAAGCCCAGCGCUGGCUCGAGGCCUUCAAGCAGCACCUCUACGACUUGGGCCAGUGGAAGCAGUGCUGUGAGGAGCUGAUGCGGAUCGAGGAGCCCCCCCCGCGCCGUCCCCCGGCCCCGCUGCCCCCCCAGGGCUCCCUCUACCACCAAACGGCUAUUGACCCCUCGGAUGACAUUGCGGCGGUGACCGACAUCCUGACGCGGCACCGGGGGGGCCCCCGAUCUCCAGGGCCGCCCCCGUGGCUGUCGCUGUUCGAGGGGCCCCCCCUGCGCAGCCCCAGCCCCCCCCGGCGGGGCCGCCCCCGCACCCUGUCCCUGGACGCCCGGCUCAGCACCCUCAAGGGCCGGGGGGGCACCCCCAGGCCCCCCCACUCCAGCUCCUCCAGCAGCGGCAGCAGCAGCCCGGGACCCCCCCAGCGGGACCCCCCCAGGCCCCUCCAGUCCCGGGUCUGACCUCCAGCCCCUGGGGGGGGCAGGGGAUGGAUCCCCCCACCAUCCCCUGCAGGGGCUGGGAGAGGUUGAUGUCACAGGGGGUCGGGGCAGGGGUCUGGGGGCUCCCAGCUCCUUUUUUGGGGAGAAACUGGAAUUUCUGCCCCCUCUGUGCUGGGGGGGAUCAGAGCUAAACUCCAAAAAGGGGAGGGGCUUCCCCCACCCCAGGGUGGGUGCUGGGGAUCCCCCCACUGUGGAGUGGGUACAGGGGUCCCCCCAGGGUGGGUGCUCAGGGUCUAACCCGGGGGGGGGGGCACAGGGACCUCCCCCCCCAGCUCUGCUUUCCCUCACCUCUAACAUGGGGGGGGGGCAGCCCCCCCGGCAGGACACUCCCCCAUUAAUAAUGUGCAUUAAUAAUUUGCAUUAAAAUUUAUUUAACA